ACGGCGUCCUCAGAUCAGAUGCAGACAGACACAGGACUGAAGAGGAAGAGAUGAGCAGAGUUUCCUCCACACACGCAGCUAAAUUGACCAGAAGGGAAUUCAGCAGAGACCAAUCAACCAACAGUCCAGUACAUCAAGAAGAAGACGAAUGAAGAUCUGUCUCCAGAGAGAAGCAUCAACCUGUUCCACUGUCUGAAUGAACUGAAUGAUCGUUCUCUAGUGGAGCAGAUCCAACAGUCCCUGAGUUCAGGAAGUCUCUCCACAGAUAGUCUCUCUCCUGCUCAGUGGUCAGCUCUGGUCUUCAUCUUACUGUCAUCAGGAGAAGAUCUGGAUAUGUUUGACCUGAAGAAAUAUUCUGCUUCAGAGGAGGGUCUUCUGGGGCUGCUGCCAGAGGUCAAAGCCUCCAACAAAGCUGUGCUGAGUAGCUGUAACCUGUCAGAGAAAAGCUGUGAAGCUCUGUCCUCAGUCCUCAGCUCCCAGUCCUCUAGUCUCAGAGAUCUGGACCUGAGUAACAACGACCUGCAGGAUUCAGGAGUGAAGAACCUGUGUGCUGGACUGAAGAGUCCACACUGUGAACUGGAAACUAUUAGGCUGAGCGGCUGUAAGCUGUCAGAGAAAAGCUGUGAAGCUCUGUCCAAAGUCCUCAGCUCCAAGCCCUGUAGUCUGAGAGAGCUGGACCUGAGUAACAACGACCUGAAGGAUUCAGGAGUGAAGAAGUUGUGUGAUGGACUGAAGAGUCCACACUGUGAACUGAAAACUAUUAGGCUGAGCGGCUGUAAGCUGUCAGAGAAAAGCUGUGAAGCUCUGUCCAAAGUCCUCAGUUCCAAGCCCUGUAGUCUGAGAGAGCUGGACCUGAGUAACAACGACCUGAAGGAUUCAGGAGUGAAGAACCUGUGUGCUGGACUGAAGAGUCCACACUGUGAACUGGAAACUAUUAGGCUGAGCGUCUGUAAGCUGUCAGAGAGAAGCUGUGAAGCUCUGUCCUCAGUCCUCAGCUCCCAGUCCUCUAGACUGAGAGAUCUGGACCUGAGUAACAACGACCUGCAGGAUUCAGGAGUGAAGAACCUGUGUGCUGGACUGGGGAGUCCACACUGUAAACUGGAAACUCUCAGGCUCUCAGGUUGUCUGGUCACAAACAAAGGCUGUGCUUCUCUGACUUCGGCUCUGGUCUCCAACUCCUCCCAUCUGAGAGAGCUGGACCUGAGCUACAACCAUCCAGGAGACUCAGGAGAGAAGAUGCUGUCUGUUCUACAGAAAGAUCCAGACUGGACACUGCACACUCUCAAGUUUGACCAUUGUGGAGAGGACAGGUUAAAACCUGACCUGAGGAAAUCUGAUGUGUAGAGAAGCUCUGACUGGUCGCUGUUACUGGGAGGUCGAGUGGAGAGGAAUUGUUCUUAUAUCAGUGACUUACAGAGGCAUCAGCAGCAGAGGAGAGAGUGAAGACUGUACGUUUGGAGGGAAUGAUCAGUCCUGGAGUCUGAGAUGCUCUGAUAAAGGUUACUCUGUCAGGCACAAUAAGACAAUAACAUACAUCUCCUCCUCCUCCUCCUCCUCCCCCUCCUCCCCCUCCUCCUCCUCUUCUCCCUCCUCCUCCUCAUCCUCCUCCUCC
Trematomus bernacchii (emerald rockcod) is the source of this 1612-nucleotide messenger RNA. RefSeq names its product ribonuclease inhibitor-like. Lineage: Eukaryota; Metazoa; Chordata; Actinopteri; Perciformes; Nototheniidae. The transcript is spliced from 9 exons. The record is from RefSeq and is a predicted model, not a curated record. Bases 334 to 1344 code for a protein of 336 amino acids. Gene Ontology annotation, molecular function: protein binding.